CCGGCCGUGGCGGCUCUGGUUAUAUUCUGCUUAGCUAUUGUCUUUACGCUACUUCUAGUAUUUAAGGCAGUGCGGCUCCGCAUCCCCCUACGCGGACGCAACCCACUCGUAAUAAAUGUCAAAUACUAUAUGGCUCCCGUCGCGGCGGUGCUGGCAAUGCUCGCGUGCACGUCAAUGUCCAUCCGCGAUGUCGGUCGGGGCCUGUUAGGCAACAGUCAGAUUCAGCCAUACGGUAUCCUCAUCCUCUUCAUGAGCAUGGCCUACAUCGCAGGCGCUCUUGAUGCAACAGGGGUUUUUGCUUGGCUAGCCCUCAAGUUCACGGCCAUGUCUGGAGGCAGGGGCCGUGUGCUCUUCCUGUUCUACUUCUUGCUCUCCAGCUUUAUCACGACGUUCACAUCAAACGACGUUUGCAUCCUGACCCUCACACCCAUCGUCUGCUACUUCGCAAAAGCCACCGGCGUGGACCCCAUGCCAUUCCUCUUCGCCGAGUACGCUGCCGCCAACACCUUUGGCGCACUGCUGUACACAGGCAACCCGACCAACAUCAUCGUCGCGGACGCAUACAACAUGACCUUCCUGGGCUACAGCAAGUACAUGACACUGCCAACCUUUGCCGCCGGCAUCGUCUGCUUCGCCAUGCUGCUACUGGAGUUCCACAGCAGCAUCCCAGCCGCCAUCCCGCUACCCGCCGUCGAUGCCUCGCACAUGCUACGUGACAAACUGGGUGCCGUACUCGGAUCCAUUAACAUGCUGACGUGCCUAGGGCUGCUGGCAGCGGCGCCGUCGCUCGGCUGGGCCAUGUGGGCCAUUACCCUGGUCUGCGCCGGCGUGCACUGUGUUUACAACGUGUGGGCCUUCCGCUCCUCACUCACACAUGUACCCAUUGGGGAAUGCUGGACUUGCGGCGGAGCGGCGGUGGACGAGGGCGGACGGGAGCAUGGCUACUGCGGUGGCAGUGAGGAAGAGGGCUGUGCGGGAGGCUGCACGGCAGCGCAUGUGGCGGAGGGCCCGGAAGCAGCAGGACAUGCUGCUGCAAAGCUGGUGCUGGAAGAGGAGAUGAAGCCGGGAAAGAAGGCGCAGCAGGCGGAGACGAAGGCGAAUGGGAGGGGCUGCGGCCAGCAGCUGGCUGCCGUUCGUCAGCCAGCCGGGCUGUCAGCCCGCUCAGGCUGCUGCUGUGCCCAGAACAGAGCCACGUCAGGAGCGACUGCUGUAGCAACGGGAGCCGUAGCAGUCAGUGCGGGAGCCAGCAGGGAGGACUGGGCGCUCCAGUCCACUAGCACGAGCUCAGGCAACGGCGGAGGGACCAAAGGAGGUUGUGGCCGCCGUUGUGGCUGCUCCGCCUCAUCCGUGGGAGGUGACGUUGUCGCUGCAGGAGGAUCUCACCCAGCAUGCUGCAGCGUCGUGAGCCCCUCUGUGAGCCCCUCGGAUGUAGGCUGCGGAAUGCCGGAUCCGCUGGCGGUGCCAGGUACGGCAGUGAUGCUGGCGCUUGCCCCGGAAACAGCAGUGGCUGCAGCAGGGGCAAAAGCGGAUGGGGAAAUGGAGGGGGAGCAGGUGCCGGUCGCUCCAGCCAUGACAGUGGACUCGCUGCGCGGCAAGGCGCCAACGUUCUGGUCGCUGUUCUUCGACCUGCCCUGGGAGGUGGUGCCCUUUGCGCUGGGCAUGUUUGUGCUGGUGGAGGGGCUGCAUGUGCAGGGCUGGCUGGACGUGUUCGGCUCCGGCCUGGGUCGCGGCAGCACCAGCCUGCCUGCGGCGGUGUUCAUCAUGGGCUUCCUGUCGGUUGCGUUGGCCAACACCAUCAACAACCAGCCCAUGACUAUCCUGCUGACUCGUGUGGCCCUGGACGCAAGGUUCACGGCCCACGUAGGCCACGGGAACACCCACAAAGCAGCGCUCUUUGCCUUAGUGCUGGGCAGCAACAUCGGUGCCGUAUUCACUGUCAUCGGCGCGCUGGCAGGCAUCCUCUGGUCUAACAUCAUGAACCUGCACGGUCGUACCAUCACCUACACCCACUUUGCGCGCGUGUGCUGCCCGGUUGGCUUCAUGACGCUGGCGGCUUCGCUGUUGGUGCUGUGGUUUGAAUUUGCCGUCUUUCCGCAUGAUGACUAGGCAUGGGAGCUAGGCCUAUCUAAGGCAUUUGGCUUCAGUAUUGAGAGGCUCAAUUCAACGUUGCUUUGCAUCGGUGUGUGACAAUUGUUUCACUGAAGAUGACCUACGCGGGGUGCAUCGUCGCCCCUGGAAUAGACUAGUCUUCAUUUCACAUUAUUGGGCAUGUGAUCGAGGGUGUUGUGGCUUACUAUGUGCGGUGAUGUGCAGUGGUAGGUGGUUGGGAUGGUGGGAAGGUGCUUUGUUAAUGGGCCCGCAUCAGGAGAUACACGCAUGUAGGUGCACCCGGGUAAUCCAGGGACCGCUGCUUCUUGCUUUUGAGAAGUAAUCCUUCGAGGGCAUCACACGGCGGGUUGAAGGCUGUCUUUUCCUUUCCGUGCUGUUGCCUGCCUUACUUGGGGUUUGUAUGGGAGAAAGUAUAGGGAAGUAGACAUGGGUUGCGUGGUGUGUUACUCGCAAAGGUCGGUUGAUUGCCGGGAGGCGUGGGCUGGUGGAAAGCGUGUCGCCAACCUCCAUCCCAUGCCUUCCCGUAUUAAGGUAUUGGUAGGCUCGCAACAUAUUUCGCUGCAUACAUGUCGUAUACUGGUGGCCAAGGAAGGGCAAUACAAGGCGCUGAAAAGGAAACUGCGCCCAACACUCUUUUACACAUGGUCCUAAGUACCAUGGUUACGGCAGUUUGUUCAGGGGUUACGGUUUGGUACUGUAUAGUGUGUCGUGGGUCCAACUCGUUUAAGACCGCGGGGCUUAGCACAGCGCUCAGAUGCUAGUUCGGGCUUCGGUGUUUUGUGCGAUUGCUGUUGGGUUUCCACGCCUUUAAUGUGCCGUGUACGUUAGUAUUCUGUGCAAUUCUGUGUUUGUGCAACUUUGCGCCUCCUUUGGUAUUAAGUAUGGCCAGUGCGGAUGUGUCCCACGGGUCUUUUGCUACUGCAAAAGAUGUAGUACAUGGGUUUGUUGCUCAUGCAUCACAGCUGCGGAAACCCCAUUGCUGUAGCAUGGUCGUAUCUGUUGGGCGCACAUUAUGCUUUCCGGAUUCCUGGUGUGUUAACGGACUGCUCAAAGCUGAGGCUUAUGUAAGGCUCCCACGCUUCCCUGCUUCGCAUGCCGGGCUGCGCAGCGUGGGUUUUGUGUUGCAGAAUUCCGGGGAGUCCGGUGAGCGGUGACUCCACGGGAAAAAGGCGUUCCACACCGCAAUUGUUUAUCCUCAACGGCGCCACCAUUGAUAAACCUAAGGGAUUGCCUGAUUGGGCUAAAGGUAUUGGCUGGUGCAUGGUGCACUUGGAGACGAUUGCAGGCAACACAGGAAACGUAGGGCGUGGCCCUCACGUUGCAAUCUGUAAGCCGUCUAGCUGAU
This is a messenger RNA of Astrephomene gubernaculifera, 3454 nucleotides long. Lineage: Eukaryota; Viridiplantae; Chlorophyta; Chlorophyceae; Chlamydomonadales; Astrephomenaceae. The record is from the annotation of a GenBank genome assembly.